Molecule: messenger RNA, 10621 nt
Organism: Triplophysa dalaica
Lineage: Eukaryota; Metazoa; Chordata; Actinopteri; Cypriniformes; Nemacheilidae
Product: G patch domain-containing protein 8-like
Exons: 7
Coding region: 5016-9386 (1456 amino acids)
Cellular component (GO): nucleus
Molecular function (GO): nucleic acid binding
Source: RefSeq, a predicted model, not a curated record
GGUGUACAGUACCCUCUGUCAUUAUGUGCUGGCAUGGUGCUUGUGCAACUGGGACUGCAUUUUUUUGCUGACAAGGCAUGUAGAUAAUAUCGCAGGUAGCUCUCGCCUCUGUCCCUGUCUUGUUCAACUGGUUCGCUUGCAUGCCUAAUACCUCUCCUCCUCUACGUCUUGUCCUCUUGGCCCCAGUCAAUCUACAGACCAUUAUAAAGAUAAAAUUGUAAUACAUUGAAAUGUAAUCGGAUUGAAGUGGGUGAAGUAAAUCUUUUUAAAUUGUUUACAUUGACGCAAUCCAGUUUCUAAAACCAGACUGCUUUUUAUAUCACCAGGUUAUUGUUACUCUUUGUCAAUAUUAGUGUCGUACUGGAAUUGGUGAAUAUGGUCCUAUAGUUUCUUUGUGUUUUAAUUUAAAGCUAAAGUGUGUCGUUUAUUUGUCAAAAGUGUAACCAAGCAGAAAUAUUGACUCUGUUCAUACAAGUUUCUUCAAAACUAAUCCCAUCUGUCAUUGGUCCUGUCCCAAGUUCUCACUUCAGACUCCUCAAGCAACAUUUUUUAGAUUUUUUUGUAAUGCCAACAGAGCCAACCUACUAUUGGCUUGUAAAUAAAAUAUCAAGCUGCAACAGGAGGCAAUACUUUUUACAUUUAAAAACUUACACACUCUAGCUUUAACAAAAGCCUUGAAAGUAUGUGUUCCAAGACAUCACCGUCUACAUAUCGUGUUUAGAACAUAAAACGUAUUUAUCAAGAUUUUCCAGGUCUCAUCAUUUGCAGCUUGUCAGAUCUAUUAUAUAAGAUAGUGUGGAACACCCACCGUCUUGGAGCUCGGGUGAGAAGGACACGAGAGAGCGGGAAAGGUGGCCUGGCUGCAUGCCUGAACCAAAUGAUUCCUGCUCCUGCACUAUUGUCUAUGUAUGGAGAGGUGUAGAGAACAGAACUGCCACAUACAGUGUUCAUAAAGAGCAUAAAAACACUAUACACUGCAGCAACUGAUGGCUAUCACGUUUAUCAUGUUUUUAGAAUAAGAUAGAGGCAUAUUUGCUCUUUGCUUUCCUGUUUUUGACUCAUAGUGUCAGGGCUAUUUUUCACCAAACACCAAUGGUGUAUUUAUAUCAUUGUGCUCGAAGCAGCUGGUCAGUGCGCACAGUGACAGCCAUCACUGCAUGUAUGUGUGUUGGGUUGCAGCGCUGUGUUUGUCAUGUUUUUGUUUCUCAAAAACAUUGCCCCUCUUCUGCCAAUCAUUGUGUGUGAUCUGUAGGCCGCUAGAGGUCUGUGGUACUUAAAUCAGGAUCUUUUGUUUUCAUUAAUGCUUUAAUCUACCCAUUCCCUUGCCUCUUUUGCUCUAGCCACAUCUUUGUCUGUUUGCAUGUUACGAGAGUAGCAUUAAUUUCUCUCUCACCCACAGUCCCAGUCAUUUUAAAAAAACUCUCAACUUCCUUUUACCCGGUUCCCCAACCCAAGAAGAUGUGCACUGGGCAGUGAUUAGGAGUCAAAAGAAACAUAUUGCAAAUGUUCACUUAGUUCUCUCUGUGCUUCUCUUUGACCACUGAAGGAAUCCCAGAAUUCUUUCAUUAUAAAUGUCACCGGUGCAACUAUUUGCCACCUAGUAGGUCAGAAGUUGACACAGCCAUUCUUUAAAAUAUUACUUUAACAGCUUUGCUUUGCUUUUGCAUGCAUACACAUCCUGCGGACCUCACUGAAACGUGCCUCAAUGAAAAUGAAACCCAGGAAUGUUCUGAGAGAAAAGGUCAAGGUUCAUCAUUUUAAAACAACCCUGCCCUGUAGACACAGAUCAUGCUGUUGAGCUGAGUGUUUGAUCAUAUGCCUAGAUAUUGUGUUCACUGUUUGUAGUUUUUUUUUUUGUUAAUACGGAAAGUUGUGUCAGCCCUUAAAUUAAGCAAAAUCGCACUUAAAGAAUGUACCCAUCCUCCCAUUUGGUCCUGAGCUGCUUCAGCGUCUGACGGUAAGGAAAGCAGUGUGUUCGAUUUUUCACUGUGCCACUUUCAUUUCCGCUCUUUUAUUCCAUCACCACACUGAUACAACACCAUCUGUCCAUGUGGCCAAUUGAAAACACUCACCUCUCAAAUACAUCACAGUUCCAAGAAACUUAACACAGUCACCUCUGCCACACUUCCCUGCUCUUAUUUACUCUAGCUUUUGUUGUCCAUCUCCCUCUCAGUUUCAGGCGACUGACCUUUCAGCGUCCAACUGUAGAGCAUGGUGGUCAUAUGAAGCCCAGGGUUUAAAAAAAGCCAGGUUCGUAUGGACAUGUUUUCACUCCACUUGCACUGCUGUUGGAUUCUUCGGCGUUUUGCUCUUCAUCUGUCUGUUUCAUUUUAGCGCAUCCACCCGUUGGUCAACACAAAACCUGCCUGCUUUCCGCGUCUGCCCGACACGCCAUUCACAAAACAGGGUGAAUGUUUCCUGUCCACGUUCAGCUGAUUCUGAUUGGCACAUAUGAGGAAUUCGACUAAAAGACUGCUCUCUUUAUAGAGUUCAAUUUACCUGAACUAAUGGUCUCUUAAGGAGGACUUCAGAGUUACAAUGUAAAGUGCUGCACUCAGCAAGAAGAGGUAAUGUGAGGUCAGCUCAAAAUGCUAUUUAGAUGCUUCACCAGCCCUCCAAAGGAUGACAUGCUGUGUUGUUAGCAGAGGGAUGCUGCAGAGUCACUGCAUUGCAGGGCAUUUGGGCUGGGCUUACUGCAGAUGCAUCUGCACUGCUGAUAGACUGAAGAUACUGGGACUUACAGUCUUCUGAUCCUGCAAUCUGUAUCGGUAAACAGCCAGCUGAUGUGCUGUCACAUCUUUUAAUAAAUUCCACCAUCGCCAUCUUUUGAUGUUGCUAUGGCGAUUGUAUCUGAUCUGUUAUGUACAUGGCAGUCUCAUGCUAAAAUUGGCCUUGAAAUGCUCUCUGUGGUAUCCUCUGCUACAUAUUAACAAAGAAAAAGAAAUAAACGAAUAGGCUAAGAGUCUUACAGUUUUUUCCAUGCCUAUGAUUUGAAUAGAACAGCACACACAGAAGCGUUGGGGUCUCUAGAGGCCCGGGGGGAUAUUACAAGAUGAACAUUAGUGAAGCUACCCAUGCACUAGCCAUCUGGAUAAAAAAAAUCCUUAUUCUGUCCAGACACGCAUACAGAGGUAUAAACUAACGCAGAUCUUCCCGUCCAAUUAGGGAGAAGUUAACUCUCCCAUAUUUAUUUCUCACACUUUUUAUUUUAAUACAGAAAGAUUUCUCAAAUCAGGCUUAUCUUAUUUUAACCCAACUCUCAAGCAAGUGAGCAAACCUGAUGUCUUGUAUAUCAAAUAAAUGGAAAAAUGCAAUGAAAACCCUGUAGCAAUUAUUUUCGCAAAGGGAGAAAGGAAAAAAGCUAUUUAGGCUCGGGCAAAAAAAAAACAAUCCUAUUGGUUUACAUAUCAUAACACUGAUGUCAUUGUUGAGGGCGGUCAGUUCAGAAUUCAUGAUCUAAAUUGGCCAAAUGGUUGAAAGGCUUUGCAAAGAAACGGCAGAACUCAUGGAAAGCGGGUGUGUCUUGUGGGGAUGGCACCUCCCUCCCUACCCAUAAUGCUCUAGUUCUUGCUCCGCUCCUUACCUCAUACCACUCAUGGCUCUGCCUGCUCCAUCUUAACUUCACCCUAUGUAGAUUGUGACAUCUGUUAGAUGACCAUCACUACUUUCUGCUCUGCAUCAGUUCUAACAACAUCCUCCGCUCUUUGCUGCAUUCUCCUCCCUGUAUAUGCUUCCUACUAUACAGACACAACUAACAACCGUCGUCUCUAACAUUGUGUGUACACCGAACGGGACCGACGCGACACAACCAAAGACAUCAUAAAUGCAUUAGAUCCCAUUAUGAUUUGUACUUAUUAAGAAUAGGCAGGUUGUCAUGUCGCGUCGCGUCGCGCCUGUCGCCUCCGGUGUAGACACGGUGUAAGUGGUUAAAUAAAAGCUGCAUGCUGGUUAAUCGUUUUGGUUUUCACCAUUUUUUCUCAUAAUUGCCUUUUAUUUGUUGUGUGUGUGUUGGAUAAACAUAAAAAAAAUUCAUCCAUAUUUUUUGGUAUAAUUAUAGGUGUUUUUGCAUCUCAUUUAUUUUAUUUUUAAUAUAAGUAUCAGAUCGGUCUAAAGCACGCACGCACGCACGCACACAUGCAAACACAUGUAGAUGGGCCUCUCAAUGGUAACCUGAGGCCUCCCCUCUCUCUCCAUUUGUCUCUACAUAAUUGUAUCGAUCUACCUCUCUCACUGUCUCGCCCCUCGACCUCUUCUCUCGUUUCGGCUACAUACUGUAUGUUUUUGUGGUGGCUCUGUUGUCAUGGUGAUGAACUCACAAAAAGCUUGUGAAAGUUUUUGGUUUUAUGUGUAUGCCAGCUCAAUGUCUGUGCUGUUCUUUACCUCUUAUUUACUCUCAGUUGUUUGUGUAUUAAUCUUUCUCCCCGAAGCGGCUUAUAUAUGUAUUUACCUGUCACAAUACAUAUAUAACCGUACAUUUCUCCCUCCCUUUUCUGAGACUGAAAGUGAAUUAGUUGACUCUGAGGUUGGUAGCAUUCACAUAUGUUCUCACAGCGGUUACCUCCACUUUAACCUGUUCUUUUGAGGAAUGCCCGUUUAAACCAUAGAUUAAAUUUUGCGUACUAUAGAUUGAGUUUCCCCCAUUGUCAAGGCACUACAUAAUUAAUUUCCCCAAACUGUAGGGGCCUCAAGUGCCUUAUUACAGACCCAAGUGAAUUUAUUUUCCUCUUCUUGUUCUAUCCAUCCUAUCUCUUCCUUUUCCACCCUGUCCCCUCAAACAAGGAGUUUAAGGUGUAUCAGAUGAUCUUAACAUUGAUGACAGUGAAGAGGUUUUGACAGUUAUUUGGCUGCCAUGCGUGCUUGUGAUUGUUUGUGUGUGUGUUUUUGUAUGUAUAAAGCUCUUCUUAUUAUUGGAAUAUUGUGGUAUUUCUUUCCUCUCUUCCUCAUAUCAGGAUAACAUUGGGCACCGGCUUCUUGAGAAACAUGGCUGGAAGUUGGGUCAAGGCCUGGGGAAAUCCAUGCAGGGACGAAUUGACCCUGUGCCCAUCAUCCUCAAAUAUGACGUCAUGGGAAUGGGGCGUAUGGAGAUGGAGUUGGACUAUGCAGAAGAUGCCACAGAAAAGCGGCGUGUGUUGGAAGUGGAAAAAGAAGACUCAGAUGAACUACGUCAAAAAUACAAGGAUUUUGCAGAAAAGGAGAAAGCCAUAGCUAAAGCUUUGGAGGAUCUGAGGGCAAACUUCUACUGUGAAUUGUGUGAUAAGCAAUAUACAAAGCACCAGGAGUUUGAUAAUCACAUCAACUCCUAUGACCACGCACACAAACAGAGACUGAAGGAGCUUAGCAGGAGAGAGUUUGCAAGGAAUGUGUCUUCUCGAUCCAAAAAAGAUGUCAAAAAACGAGAGAAGAUGUUUCGUCGUCUUCAUGAACUGGCGGAACAGAGAAAGCAGCAAGACUGCGUCCCUGGUAGUGGCCCCAUGUUUAAACCCACAACUGUGGCAGUAGAUGGAGAAAAGGAGGAAGACUCAAUGGAUGGUGUGCCUAUGACAAUAGAUUCCAUCACUGAUGUUUGUGAAGAUAAAGUCUGUAGUGUUGUUAGUCAAGGCUCUCCUAGAUCAGGUCCUACCAUCAGUUUUGGCUUCAACAAGCCUAGCUCUUCUCCAACACCCUCUGGAGGCUCUCAGGGUCCCAAACUCAGUGUCUCCUUCUCUUUUGCAAAGAAAGCGCCAAUCAAACUUGAGACUGCCGCAGCUUUCUUUGCAGACCAUGGUGAGGAGGCAAUGGAGGAUGAAGGCCAGGAAGAGGGAGGAGAAAAGACUGGAGGUGAGGAAGAAGAAAAGACUGAAUGUGAGGAAGGAUGUGGGGGAUCUAACUCUGAUAGCCCACAAGGCGUGACAGGAGAAGGGGGUGGGGGUGAGGGUGUGGUUGAGGGUGGGUGUGAGGGUGAGGAUGAGGAUGAGCAGUCCCAACCAGAUGAUGGAGGAUCCCUGGCCUCCACUUUAAAUAAGUUGAAGAUGAUGAUGAAAAAGGAAGAAGGUUACACUGGAAUGGAGCCACAGUAUUAUCAUUAUGUACCUCCUGUACAUUGUCGGGUCAAGCCUCAUUUUCAGUUUCUGCUUUUUAUGAAAGCUUCAGAACAAUGUGAUAGCAAGGAGGAGCAUGAAAGUGGAGAGAAAGAUAAGGUGGCACCUAUUGAAGAUAAAGAGCAAAAACAGCUUAAAAUCAGCACGGGUGAAUCGGAAGAAGAAGCUAAGAAUGAGCCCACACAAGAGCAAAAUACAAAUCCUUCUCCCACACCCACCAAUGUAAAAACAGAAGAAACAUGUAGUACCCCAGCAGAGAAAGAUGACACAGUAGUUUUAGAUGUCUCAUCCCAAAAAGAUGAUACCAAGCAAAAGAUGUCUGAACUUUCAGGCACAGGUCCCCGCAUGCCAACCGGGCCUUUCUUUCCUGUGCUCAGUAAGGAUGAAAGCACCACCCUGCAAUGGCCGUCUGAACUGCUGGAGUUUACCAAGGCCCAGCCAUCUCUCUCUUACAGUUGUAAUCCUCUCUAUUUUGACUUCAAACUGUCAAGAAAUAAAGGAAACUGGGCAGGCAAAAAAAGCAACAUAGCCAAGCCAGUAAGCAGUGAUAAAGGAGAGGAAUCGAAGCCUGAAAACACAGACAGUAUUCCUGCAACUAGUGGAGAGACUUGUACAGCUAUAGCAGUGGCAGGACCAAGUACUUAUCAGAAAGAACAGCUACCCUCAAAAGAUGUAGCGGCCAAAAGAGACAACAGUGAGCAGAAGUUAAAAAGUUGUGAAAAUGUGACUGAAGUGUCAAAGAAAAAGAAAAAAAAGAAGAAACACAAGAAGUCAGGCAAACACUCCAAACGUAAAGAAAAAGACAAGACUGCAGCAGAAGGGGGGUUGGAGAAUGAGGCAACAGGAGAUAAAACUAAAAAGAAAAAAAAGCAUAAAAGAAAGAAAAGCAAAAAUAAACCAUGUGGUACUGAGGACAACGUGGAGGGAGGUGGUAGUAAGGAAAAGGAGAAAGAAAAGGUUGACAAGGAGCCUUCAGCCCACUCAUCAGGAAUAACCACGUCCCAAGAAGGAGGAAAGAGAAAACGAUCCCACCAGACAUCACAGUUGUCUGGUGUUGAGGAAAGCGGUGGAGGAAAGCCCAGCACUGCAGAGGAACACAAUGGUACUAAACGUCUUAAAUCUGACACCAAUGCUGCUUCUUGCUCUGCAUCAGCCCAAAAGAGCUCAAGUGGAGGUCGACCUCGCAACAGUGACAGUGAGGAGGAUGGUGGAUCAUCCUCUCAACGGUCCCGAGCACCCCACCAUCGCUCCACACCGUCACGUGAGCAGCGCAGACACCGUAGUGAUGACUCUGGGCGGUCAGGACGCUCUCGCAGUAGAUCUUCUCAUCAAGGAGACCGCGACCAUAGACGUCACAGGGGUCAAAAGUCCCGCAGUCACUCCUACUCGAGCAGCUCUGAGCGUUCUUCAGCAGGGAGCAGUGCUUACAGCCGCCGCAGUCAUAGCUACACAGACAGUUACAGCGACUACAGUGAUGAAGAAGGUCACCACAGAUCAAGAAGGCUUUCUUCUGACUCGGACUAUGAGAAGCGGGAUAGUGGCCGGUCUCACAGACGACACUACUCCUCCUCUUCCUCCGAUGAGGACUCUCGUUCUCGCUCACAUUCUCACAGCCGUAGGAAACAUCAUCGUCGGAGACACCAGCGGAGUAGCAGCCGCAGCUCUAGUCGCAGUAGCAGGAGCAGCAGCGCUCGCUCCUACAGACGCAGCAGCUACAGCCGCAGCCGAAGUUCUGCAAGUCGUUCAUCUAGUUCCACUAAGAGCUCUCCACAUCGACACGGUCACAGCCGGCGGUCUGACAGCUCCACAAGGAGGCGUGAUUUCAACCGGUCACGUAUUUACAGAUCCCAGUCUCCGAGAUCAUCUUCACGAGCCCAGCGCCGAAACAUCAACUCUUCAUCAGGGCAAGGAACUAGAGCUAGCAGUGGAGCCACGUCUAAAGAGGGAGGUGCUGCAGAACAUAAAAAUUCAUUCACGGCUAGGCAAUUACUAGAGAAAAUCCAGUCUCAAAAAGGAGGGAAGGAAUCUGGAACUGGCACCAAGCUGGGCCUCAAAAUCAAGGACCCUCCACAAGGAUACUUUGGGCCUAAGCUCCCCCCUGCACUUGGACACAAAAGUAUGUUGCCACUUUUUGGCAAGCUCCAAGCGGGAAAGAAACCAUCAUUACUUUCUCUUACACGUCCAAGCGAGGGUGAAAAGUCUGACUCUGGGAAAAAUUCUGAUAGUAAUGAAGUGAUCCUGGUAGAAGCCAUUCGUGAGUUCCCCCCCCCACCUCCUCCUCCACCCCAACCACCUGUCCAACAGCACCAACAACAAAAGCAGCAUUUAGAGGAGGUCAUACCAAAUGCUGAGGAGAGCAGACAUCCAAGCUCGGACCCUUUGAGCCUUCAUGAUUCUCAGCAACAGUAUGAACAUGAUCCAUCAAUGAUGAUGACACAAUAUCAAAGUGAACAAGGGCAAGACCCUAGCAAUCCUAUGUUGGAUAGGCAUCUCAUGGGUCCCGAUAUGGGUCCACAGCCUACUAUGCAGGGGUACCCAGGUUACCCCGCACCCACAAUAGAAGAUGGCGAAAUGGGAAUCGAAGCGGAGGAAGAUGGUCUUGCACCCUUAGAAAGUCAACCGAUCACUUUUACGCCAGAAGAAAUGGAAAAAUACGGCAAGCUGCAGCAAGCGGCACAACAGCACAUCCAACAGCAGCUGCUAGCAAAGCAAGUGAAGAGUUUCCCCUCAGCUGCAGCUGCUGCUGUGGCCGCGGCUAACUUGGCAGCUAACCUUGCCCCUGCACCACCACCACCACCCACUGCACUGCAGCAAAUACACAUCCAGCAACCCGCAGUUUCUGCAGCCUCUGCUACCUCCAUUACCACAGUCCAGCAUGCUAUCCUGCAGCACCACGCUGCUGCUACAGCCAUGGGCCUCCAUCCCCAUAGCCAUAACCCACAUCAUCACCAUGCCCAACUAGCCCAGGUACACCACAUCCCUCAACAUCAUUUAACCCCUUUUUCCUUGUCACCACUUGGCCAUUCCUUGGGCCAUUCACUUGGUCACUCUUUAGCACACGCAGGCCUGAUUCCAGCCCACCACACAGCCUUUCUUUCAGGCCAACCUAUACAUAUUAUACCCGCCUCUGCGCUCCAUCACCACACACCUCUAGCUCUACACCAUUUCCCCCAAGCUGCCCUUUACCCAACCCUCUUUUCCCCUCGGCCAGGCUCCGCAGCAGCAGCCGCUGCCCUUCAGCUACACCCCUUCCUUCACCCCAUCUUCUCAGGGCAAGACCUUCAACACCCUCCGAACCAUGGUUCUUGAAAACCAGGCCCAGCAGUGUGAGGGACAAGAAUUAAGCUACUGCUUGGCAUGUUCUGGUUACCCACAGUCCUCUGUCCUGUACUCUGAUAUUUUAGGGGAUCUUGGCAGGACAGUUUAUGGGUUACUUUGAAAUUGUAAUUGGAUGAAAUCAUGUGUCCUGAACCAGGAUAUUGUUCGACAAGUUGAGGUAUAUAACAUCUUAUAUAUUGCCUUCAAGGAGUAAGGAACUAUUCACACACACAAUGUUGAUUUAAAGCCAAGACAUGAGUUUUACUAGGGCAAAAAACACAGCGUCAAUUUAUGUUGUCUAACGUGUUCCUUAUCCAGAGGCUCACUGACUGCAGCCAUUAUCAAGAUCUUUGUUGAGGGCUGUACAUGUGGAUGGAUAUUUGAGGGUUCUUUGAGGACUUGUUUUUCUGUGUACAAAGCGUUGUAAAAGUUUAUAAGUUAACUCAUUGUAUGAAUAUGCAAAGAUACACUUGGUCCUCCUGGUUCUUAACCAGGCUUUGAUGAAAUGAUGAUUGGUCUGGUAUAAAAUUACCAUAAUAUUUGGUCAUUUUCAGCUCUUACCAGUUAUCAUAAUGUUGUAUCAUACUCUUACCAAAGGGUAUUAUUACAGAUUAACAAGACCAUUACAAUUAAAGCCAUACUCAGCACUUGACUGUGUUCAUCUAUUUUUGCUGGUUGGUUGUAAUUUGGGAAAUAUGAAAUAGCGAAUGGAUCACAGGCAAAUUUUUAUAGUCGCAGGCAAUUGGAACUAAAUACUAGGUUACACUUUGGAUUUCGGGGAUUCUCAUCCAUAUAAUUGAAAUUGUGAAAUCUUGCACUGAAACAAAAUGUACAUUUGAGAUGCUGUUUAUGCAUCUUGUAACAACUGUAUGAUUGUAGUAUUCUGCAAUAAUUUUGAUUUUAAGUUAUUUUCUAUUUUUUUUCUGACAAUGUUAUUUUUCUGUAAAAUUAAUGUAAAUAGUUAUCGUAGUAAACCUGUACAAUAAAGGUUUGUAACACCUGUUUAAAUGAUAAUAAAAAGGAAUAAUGAAAUUGUAAACUGAGACUAUGUAAAAGUGAUCAGGGCUUGGUUCUGCAGCUAUCAGGAGUUUCUUUGGGAAAGUGAGGGACAAAAAAAUGUUGCAGAAGUUUUGGUGACAUUGUACUGUAAAUGGCAGCAAUUAAAUGAGCUUUUUUAAUUCCUCCUUGAUGCAUCAGCAAAUAAACCUUUGACUUGUAAUUGUAAA